Molecule: messenger RNA, 4034 nt
Organism: Eurytemora carolleeae
Lineage: Eukaryota; Metazoa; Arthropoda; Copepoda; Calanoida; Temoridae
Product: toll-like receptor 6
Exons: 10
Coding region: 187-3759 (1190 amino acids)
Biological process (GO): signal transduction
Molecular function (GO): protein binding
Source: RefSeq, a predicted model, not a curated record
UGGAAAUAAAUCCGAGUGUGUCAUGAAUAUUUAUAGCUGAGAUUAUUGGAUGCUUUUUCCCACUCAAACACCCAGAGUCAGAAAUAAAGAUUUUACAAAAUUGCUUCCAGUCGCCUCCAUUUUUUAUGCGAGGCCUUCACAUAGGUCCAGACAGCAUAUGUUUAAUCAGUGUACUUAGACAUAAACAUGGUUUACCCUGUAGGCUCUGUUCCUGUUUACACACCCAAGGAUUGCACCAGAGUCCAGGACGAAUCUAGUUCAACUCCUGGACGAUACAAGCUCGUCUGUGAACUGCGGACGAUUAAUUCUGAGUUUGAUAAGACGAAUUUUUCUGUAAUUCCCUCCUUAGGCACAGUUUCAUUGACGAUUCUUUGUGCAGAGUCCAUACCUUCAGAAUCCAGGUUAAGUGGCUUUUCUGGGUUACCAGUGUUAAAAAAUAUCUCCAUCCUAACUCAUCCGUAUGAGACUGAUCUGAACCUAUCCUUCUCUCCUCUCUCCCUAACUUCACUUCCUAACUUAAACAGGUUGGAUCUAUCUAGUUCCGGAGUAUGGAAUCUCCCAGAUCAGGAAUUAUGUACACUGUCCUCUUUGAACCACUUGAACCUAUCAAACAACAGGAUUGCAGACAUUGCGGAUUUGGGAGUAUCGAGGAGCCACUGCCCCUUGUCCCUAAGUAGCCUGGACCUAUCAGGAAACCAACUGAGGUCCCUAAACACAGGAUCCCUGGAGUCCUUCGUCCAACUCAAGAGUUUAGAUUUGUCUACCAAUAUUAUAAGUCAGAUCGCUGAAGGAUCGCUCAGAGGGCUAGCCAGCCUAGUGAGCUUAGAUCUCUCAGGAAACAGUGUAGAUACCCUUCCAUCAACCCUUUUCCAGGAUACCCCGGAGCUGAGACAACUAAAACUGAUAAACAACAGAUUAUCCAUUCUCUCAUCACGGAUUUUUGCGCCAAUUCCAAAUCUUGUCAUUCUAGAUUUAUCAAGGAAUGAGUUUUCCACGCCGUGUCUGACAUGUCCAGCUCCCCCCUGCCAAACCUGCCUCUCAGACAGGACAUUUGCUGGUCUGGAGAAACUGGUUUUGCUAAACCUGGCUGAGAAUAGAAUUCAGUAUUUGAACACCAACCUAUUUCAGGAGCUGGGUAGUUUACAGAUCCUGGAUUUGUCCCGGAAUCUGGUGGAAACUAUUCCUGAGGAUUCAUUUCGGGGCUUAGUCAACCUACACACUCUCAAACUUUCCCGGAACAGAAUAGAUUCCGUGGAUUUUAACAGUUUUCGCGGAUUUUCUGCACUCAACACACUCAGUCUGGAGAACAACUCAGUGGUAGAGAUUCAUCCCCAGGCAUUCUCAAACCUAACCCUGCUUCAGGAUCUAAACCUAUACUCCAAUCAACUUAAAACUAUUCCAUCCGCCCUGAGUAGCUUGAUAAGUUUGAAAACAGUUGAUCUAGGGAAGAACGGGAUAGUAGAAGUUGACACGUCACCCCUAGUUCAUCUUUCUUCAUUGAUUGGACUGAAGCUAGAUGAGAAUGAUAUCAGUUUGAUAUCUGAGGGUUCAUUUGCAAACCUGACCAACUUACAGAUCCUGAAUCUGGCUGGGAACAGGAUUAGCGGGGUAGAGAGAGGAUCCUUCAACCAGAAUAGAAAACUUCAAGCUGUGAGAUUAGACUCUAAUCUAAUUCCUGAUAUAGUUGGAUUAUUCGGUGACCUUCCAAACCUUCGUUGGUUAAACAUAUCAGAGAACAGGAUACAGAAGUUUGAUUAUUUUCUCCUUCCCCCCUCCCUAACCUGGCUGGAUAUUCAUAAGAAUGAGAUAGAGGAUAUUGGAAACUAUUUCGACAAAGAAUCUGAGCUUAAUAUUCUAACUUUGGAUAUUUCAUUUAAUAAAUUGAAAACCAUCAGUGCUAAAUCUAUUCCAGAUAGGGUUCAGCUUCUUUCACUUAACGAUAACUUAAUUACGCGAGUGGAUCCUCAUACGUUUAAAAACAAAACUCGUUUGGUUCGAGUGGAUCUCUACGCAAAUCAAAUUGUCAAACUGGAGACAAGCAGUGUCGGUCUGUCUGAACCUAGACUUGGAGAAACCGCAACCCGUCCGGAGUUUUACCUUGGAGGAAAUCCAUUUCUCUGUGAUUGCAACCUGGAAUGGUUAAAAACAAUCAAUGGUGUGCGAAGGGGAGCCAGAUAUCCGUUUGUGAAAGAUUUAGAAUCUAUUUACUGCAAACUGAUGUAUUCUCAGGAGAAUGCAUACAUUCCUCUGGUUGAAGCAAAGCCGUCAGAUUUCCUAUGUCCCUACACGGCACAUUGUUUCCCUCUGUGCCACUGCUGUGACUUUGAUGCCUGUGAUUGUGAAAUGACAUGUCCUGAGAACUGUACUUGUUAUCAUGAUCAGCCCUGGAGUACUAAUAUUGUAGACUGUGCCUCAAGUGAGUUCAUUGAGCCACCAACAGCUAUACCUAUGGAUGCAACUGAAGUUUAUCUGCACGGUAACAACUUCCAACUUCUUUCAAGCCAUUCUUUUAUAGGCAGGAAGAAACUUCGAGUUUUAUUUCUGAAUAAUUCCAAUAUUGAAGCAGUUCUCAACUAUACAUUCUAUGGACUUAGAAGAUUAGAGGCCCUCCAUUUGGACCACAACAAUAUUCAGCGGUUGGAAGGAUAUGAGUUUCAAACUCUAAGAGGUCUAAAGUCCCUCUACUUGGAUCAUAACAGGAUUAGUUGGAUCGAAGAGAGUACAUUCACCCACCUUGAGUCUCUAGAGACCCUAACCCUAGAUAACAACCAGCUGUACAACUUUCCGGGACAUUUCUCUUUAGACAAGAACACGUUUUUGAUUGAACUCAGCUUAGCAUCUAACCCCUGGAGUUGCGAUUGCAACCUCGUGACUCAAUUUAACAUUUGGCUCGAGGAGAACAAGGCGAGGACGACAGAUUUGAGUCAAAUUGCCUGUUUCCCAAACAACUCAAAUACGCCGGGACGAUAUAUCAUGCAGAGCUUAGAGUGUUCAUUCACUGACAGUAUUACACUCCUGCAGCCAGGAGUACUCACAGAUCAUCUUCCACUCAUCAUUGUAGGAUUUAGUAUUCUUACAGUACUCUGCGUAGGGUUUGGAGUUGUUAUUUAUUACAGGACGGAACUCCGGGUAUGGGUUUUUACACAGUGGGGUCUCCGACUCUGCUACUCACGUCCCUCGGGCGAUGAGGACACUGAGAAGAUGUACGACGCCUACAUAACCUACAGUAUAAAGGACGAAAACUUUGUAAGUCAAGUCUUGAGCCCGGAGUUAGAACAUGGUGAUCCAUCCCAUCGGUUGUGUUUACACUACAGAGACUUUCCGCACAAUUCCUAUGUUGCGGAUUCUAUAAUUGAAGCUGUUAGUUCUAGUCGGAGAACCGUCCUUGUUCUAUCCAAACAUUUCCUGGUUCAUGAGUGGUGUAGAUAUGAUAUUAAAUCUGCACUUCAUGAUGUAUUAAAGAGUCGAGGCAAGUGUAUCAUUAUCUUUCUUGGAGAGAUUCCUAGUCGAAGUUUGGACCCGGAUAUGCGUCUGAUCCUGAAAUCCAACCCGACCAUUCACUGGUCGGAUAGGAUGUUCUGGGAGAAGUUAAGGUUCUAUCUUCCUCCGGGUAGUGCCCGGGCACUACAGCACUACUCCCUACCUAUAUAUGAGGUACCACACCUUCCCGCCCAUCUUAACCUAUCUCAUCACACAGGGCACAACAAGAUCUAUGAACAAAGAACCUUGGAGUCCCAACUCACACCUAAACUAUACUAGUGAAGAGUGUAAAUAUAUAAAGUGAUCUGAAACAUUGAUUAGAUUCUAACCAAGAUUGUGUUUCUCCGUUGAUCUAGGAUUAGGAUGAGUUCCCUCACUCCGGGUUAAACUAAGAAUAGAUCCUGGAGUAAAUUCUGCAUGAGUUGAGAUUAAUCUCUCUGCUCUGAACCCUGGUUACUCCUACUAGAUGCAGAGAAACGAGACCUGGUUUACAAAACAGAUCUUAGCUCGGGGUACUACUGCAGAACACUGUGCCAUUACAUCAAGAUAAUUAA